AUGGUAACCACAAAAUCAACUUUGGAACAAUUCCCAAACGAAUUAUUACACUAUGUAUUCUCCUACCUUCAAUCCGAUGAAAUUAUUUAUAGUUUUUUGUCUUUAAACAUCCGAUUUAAUUCAUUAUGUCAUCAUUACAUUGAACAUAUAGAUUUAUCGAUGACCAAUAGUGUAGACAAAUGGUUUACUGAAAAUUUUCAACUGAUACCAUCAUUAAUAAAAACAUUGAAAUUAAAUGAUAUGCAGUUAGAUUUGGUAUUUGAAUCUUUCAAUGAUGUUUCGACUUAUUUUACUCAACUUAAAACAAUUCAUUUAGGAAUUUUCUUACAAAAUGGACAUUACAAACAAUAUUUACCAGUAUUCAAACAAACAAUAUCCUCAUUAUUACUUAACUAUCAAAAUGCAACAAUAUUGUCUAGAAUUGACCAUGAUAUUUUGAAUGAGUUUAUUACCAACAAUGCUGAGUCAUCUAUUCUACUUGAUACAUUAACCAUUCAUGGUGUUUGUUUAUCAUUUGAUGGUGAACAGUUCCAAAUAUGCCAGACACUUAAAUGCUUAACAAUAUUCAUUGAAUAUCAACAUCAAUUAUUCAUAUUAUUAGAGUAUCUCCCGCAACUGGAAUAUUUAAAUGUUGGAAUUAGAGAAGGUAAAGCUGCUAAAUAUGACUAUAAUUAUUCAAAAACAAAACAUUUAUCAUUAAAAUUACGUGAAUUUAUUUUAUCUGCCAACGAUAUUCACUUCAGUGACAUUUGUCUUCUACUUAAGCAAUGUCAAUCAACAUUAGAAAUAUUAAAAAUACGUUUUAAAAUUGAUUAUUUAAUUGAUGGACGAAUGUUAGAACCAUUUAAAAGAUCAUUAAAACAAUUUUAUUUUUAUUUUUUUUGUCAUUCGCUUGAUGAUCUGUCGAUUAAUGCUUUGGAUUUAUUAUCAUCAUUUCAAACACUGGCAUGGUCACAUCAACCGGUUAUGUUUUUUACAAAUUCAUUUUAUCAAACUUAUACACUAGUUUCACCGCCACGUGAUUGUCAAAAGUUUAAUUGUUCGUUAACAAAUGAAUUUUUAAAUUAUUAUUUAAAUAAUCGGCAAGAGGAAUUAAAACUACCACGAAUUACACGACUAUUUCUAAAUGAUAAACAACAACCAAUGUAUACAUAUAAGUUUUUUCGUCUAUUAAAAACCGUCUUUACUAAUCUUCAAAUAUUAGAGGUUGGUUCUAGUUUUGAACUACAUAAUGAUAAUUUGGAAAAUGAUGUAACAUUGGAUACAGUUCGUACAUUAAUAAUUACAAAUAAUCAAGAUCAUUGUGUUGUUAAACAUUUAUUUAAAUUAUUACCAAAUUUAUAUCGUCUUGCUAUUGAUUAUGAUUUAUUAAUUAAUGUUACAGAUGAAUUGUACUUUGAACAACAGCAAGACAAAUUUCAAUAUACACCGCUGAAUGAAAUACUUAUUCAUUUUCCACCAAAUCAACAUACAGAAAUUACUGAUGAUUUAAAACAUAAAAUAAAAUUUUCGUUUAAAAAUGCUAAAAUAUUAUCAUAA
Didymodactylos carnosus is the source of this 1539-nucleotide messenger RNA. The record is from the annotation of a GenBank genome assembly. Lineage: Eukaryota; Metazoa; Rotifera; Eurotatoria; Philodinida; Philodinidae.